Scaptodrosophila lebanonensis is the source of this 1505-nucleotide messenger RNA. RefSeq lists its product as uncharacterized. Lineage: Eukaryota; Metazoa; Arthropoda; Insecta; Diptera; Drosophilidae. The record is from RefSeq and is a predicted model, not a curated record. Bases 144 to 1382 code for a protein of 412 amino acids. The transcript has a single exon.
ACGAAGCGUUGACAUCGAAAAAAGCUAGAAAAUAACGUCUACAGUUUCCAGCGACGAUCAGCGACGUAUAAAGCCAGCAACGCGUACCCAAUGCCCAUUCAGAGUCACAGACUCGCACAGACCCCACACACAGAUCGAUUGCCAUGACGUUGGAUAAGGAUAGGCCCAGUCUCUGCUUCUACACGAUAGCACUGCUGCUCGUGUGGCUGGCCGUCAUUAAACUGGCCACUGGCGCGCCACUGAACGCAACCACAAUUGCACCACCACUAGCAACAACAGCAACAACAGCAACAACAACGACAACAACAGAGAAUACACCCUUCUCCAAUCCGCUGGUGGAGCACAAUCACGAAAGGAAUUGCAAAGCACUGUGCGAACAUUGCGGCUGCAUCGGCUUCUAUUGUGGUGAGGAGUGCAUUUGCGAGUGCAACAAUGAGAACUCAGAUACCGAAUGCAUUCGCACAAUGCAGACGAAUGCCAAAGCCCUGGAGAUACCCUACCAAAUUCUGAUCCAGGGGCCCAGCAGCAACUGCUUUGUGCGCAACGCCCUCCAGUUCGAUGCCAAUGCCACCGACAACAAAGCACGCAAGCGCCGCUCCACCAUCACCAUCUACAAGCCCUCCCUGCUGGGGCAGUCCGCCUCUAAUAGCAAGCGUGCGGCAUAUGCGGCCAAUGCCUUGGAAGCGGUUGCGUCAGCUAAGAAAUCGGAGCUAGAUCUGGCCCGUCACAAGCGCUCCGUGGAUCAUCUGGAGUGGUUCAACGAUUUUGCCAGCACUCUGGUACGCCCGGCGCCUGUGGGCGCCCGAGCAGCCAAACAGCGUGAAGAGAAGGCCGCUCAAGUGAAGCGUCAGAGCAGCGCCGAUAUGACGUCCCAUCGAGAGCCCUGGUUUCUGGAACACAGUAUGCCUCGACUGACGCGUCCAGCACCGCUUCAGCGGCGCGGCCAGUCACAAGACCGCUCCAGCAAGGCAGCCAAGAAGCCGAGCACCGGACGCAGAGUUGUUGCGAAACCAAAUGUGUCGGCCGAGACGCCGGAGCCGGAAACGCGUGAGAUACGCCCACUGCGGGAUGCUCUGCAAGUAGUGGAGAAUCUACCACGCGUUUUUCAGAACACCGUCAACAGUUUGACGUCCUCGGAUAGUCGGAGCGGCGACAUGUUCAGUCUAAACAUAAUGAACGACGUUAUUCCCAAGGCCAUCGGACGCAACGAACGCCCCAAAAAGCCCCGCCGUCAAAGCGAAAAAGUAGCUGAGACCACACCGGCCCCGCCCAUCCCCACCCAGCCGCCGCCACCGCUGCCACAUCGAAACCUCUUUCUGCCUUGGCUGCGGGAACGUCGUCUGAUGCGCCGUCUCCAGCACGGACUUCCAGCGGUCCACUGAUAGCAUCAUCCACUACUAAUAUUUACACCUAUUGUUGUAUAUUUUUAAGGCUUUUUCUGUAUUUGUGCAUAAUCGUGUGUGUGUGUGUGUGCGUAUGCUCAAAUAAAUCCAUUGCAUUCUCAA